Molecule: messenger RNA, 1250 nt
Organism: Medicago truncatula (barrel medic)
Lineage: Eukaryota; Viridiplantae; Streptophyta; Magnoliopsida; Fabales; Fabaceae
Product: transcription factor MAMYB
Exons: 1
Coding region: 86-997 (303 amino acids)
Biological process (GO): 'de novo' cotranslational protein folding; regulation of translational fidelity
Cellular component (GO): cytosol
Molecular function (GO): Hsp70 protein binding; ribosome binding
Source: RefSeq, a predicted model, not a curated record
AUAUUUUUUUUUUACAUGUGUUUUCAUUUCGUGAACUCAUGAACAAGAAAAGUGUGAAUCUGUGAUUUGAUUGUGAGAGAGAAGAAUGGAAUUCUUAGACGAAGACGCGAAACCGAAGUUCCUGUAUCAGUCCGGUGCACCGGCGGCCACUGAAUCACAGCCUUACCAGAAACCAACGAAAUCGUUCAUCGCUGUAACCUUUUCAAUCUCUUCAAUCUUCUUCGGUCUCGCUUUCUUCGUGUUCCAAUCUGAGCCGCUCAAAUCGAUUUUCAUCUGGUUUGCAUUGUCUCUCCUCCUUGGUCCUUUCGCUCCAAUCUCUAUCACCGGCGGCGAUUCCCGUGUCGGCCGUGGUCAUGCCGUCAAUUUCCCCGAUCAGGAAACAUCAACCGAUGAGGAUGAUUCCAGGAAAAAAUCUCAGCAGCGCAGAUCCAAGCAACGCAGAUCGGACGAUGUCACCGCUGUAGUAGCUCCGGCGCCGGUGGUUUCGUUGAAGAAUCGAAAUGGAAAUGGAAACGGUGUUGCAUUGGCGGCGGUGGUGGAAGAGGAGAAGGAAUGGAACGAAGACGACAUUGAGAUUCUGAAGAAACAGAUGGUGAAAAAUCCACCGGGGAAACCAGGACGGUGGGAGGCGAUAGCGGAGGCAUUCGGAGGGCGGCACAAGGCGGAGAGUGUGGUGAAGAAAUCAAAGGAGUUGGGAGAGAAGAAGGUUGAUGAUUCGGAUUCGUAUGAGCAGUUUCUGAAGAAGAGAAAAGCGUUGGAUAAGAGACUUGUUGAAGAAGGAGGAGAUUUAGCUACGGUUGAGAAAGUUGAAAGUGUUUGGAGUUCAAAUGAGGAUAUUGCUUUGUUGAAUGCUUUGAAAGCCUUUCCGAAAGAUGUUGCUAUGAGAUGGGAGAAAGUUGCUGCUGCUGUUCCGGGGAAAUCAAAAGCUGCUUGUAUGAAAAGAAUUGCUGAAUUGAAGAAAGGGUUUCGGACUUCGAAAUCUGGUUCUGAAGUUUAGAUUCAAAUAUGUUAUCUUGGUAUAUGGAUUGAUACUUGUAACACAUGAGGAUUUUUGUUUUUUGUAUUCUACUUACCUGAUAAAUUUGUUCUGAUGAGUUAUUAUUCUUUGCUUGUUAUUUUAGGAUUAGGAAGCUCUUUUUCUCAUCCAGCUAACAUGCCAAAUCUAUCUGUGUAACUUCAUUGAAUAAAUAGAAUGAAAAGAUGAUGUAUUCAGUUUUUUGUUAUAGUGAAAUAGAUGUUUACUUAAUCCA